ACCAGAGGAUCCGAUUGUGAGUCACUGUAUCUAGCGAGCUGUGAACUAGAAAAGAAGAAGAAGAAGAAGAAAAAUUGCAUAGCACAUAAGUAUGGCGCACAUGUUUUGCUGACUUUUCUCUCCCUUCCGACUCUGCCCAAAUCUCUCUCUCGAUUCAACUUCCGCACCAAAUUCUAGGGUUUUUACCCAUUCCGCCAACGAUUCAGGGUUCUUUUAUCAGUGUACUGCUUUAGUCCCUCCAAUGAAGUAACUGUAGCCGGGGCGGAUCAUUUAUUUAUCAGUAUUUGUUUGUGGGCAGAAAAUGACAUGUGAUGAGGUUCUGAAGGCUGUUUUUCCUUAUCUGGAGGGUGUGGAUCUUGCAUCAUGUAUGGGAGUGUGUAUGCAGUGGAGAAACAUUGCCCGAGAUGAUUUCUUUUGGAAAUGCUUGUGUGCUAAGAGAUGGCCUUCUAUCUGCAAGCAACCUAACCCCCCAACUGUAACUUACUACAAGCUCUAUCAAACCUUUAAUAAGCGCAAGCAACAUCGAACUCUUCUUCCCCCUAGACUGUCCUUUGAUGACUUGGAGUUUUUCAUUGAUAUCUGCACUGAAGAUGGAUUUAUCUUUUCAGAAGUGGUUCCAGGACCUAUCCUACAGAAUGGUAUUAAAAUCCCACCACCAGGAGCAUGUGACAUGCUUAAGUUUCACCUGGAGGGUCCAGAGUACAGGAUGAAACUCCCUGUUGACCCAAGAUUUACUGUUCCUCUGAGCCAGACGGUGAGUGUUUCAGUCCUUGUGGGGCGCAAGGAUUCUAAUAGGGUUGCUUGUAUCAUCAAUAAAUCUAUGUUUGAUUACAUUGAUCGAACAGCAUACCGAGCGAUGGCAAAUGACUACCUUGACUUCUCUCCUGUCUACCCCUUUGUUUCGGGUAUCCGGGCAUGGAUCUCGUUGCUUUUCAUGGAAGAAGGAAAUGAAGGUGCUAUUGAUGUUUUUGGGAUUGAAAUGGAUUUCUGUGAUGCAGCCAACUCCAAGGAAGAGGUUUUGUGGCUUUUAGAUAUGCUUGAUUGGAAGUGAAGGCUUGACUUGUAAGUCCAUGCAAACAUCAAAAGAGCCCGAUGUAUAUUUGGAUGUAACAAUGAUGAUAUGCUCUUCUUUGUGCUGUCAAAUGCUCUGAGGCUGCCUAUGGAGAACAGUGCAACUCUCCCAUUUCUGGUUCAAAUACUUUUCUGACUAUGUUUUUGUGUUCUUUCAUGCUCAACUGUACAUGCUUUAUUUAUUCAUUGCUUCGAAUAAUUAUGAACCUUUUGAAUUGUAUGGAAUUGUACUCGUUCGGUGUUGAUUCACCUGAAAUGGGAAAAUCCGUGAAUUUGUCUUAUGAACAAAGAGGGGAGCAUUAAGUUUUGAACUGCAAUCUCGCAUGCCAUUUAGGUGCCUCUUUAUUUGCUAAACAGGUGGAGUAAUAUGAAGUUUCUUUUGAAUUGCUAUUGUAA
This is a messenger RNA of Rosa chinensis, 1467 nucleotides long. RefSeq names its product F-box protein At5g39250. The transcript is spliced from 2 exons. NCBI's taxonomy places the organism in Eukaryota, Viridiplantae, Streptophyta, Magnoliopsida, Rosales, Rosaceae. The coding region runs from base 302 to 1051 and encodes 249 amino acids. The record is from RefSeq and is a predicted model, not a curated record. Gene Ontology annotation, molecular function: protein binding.